AUGGCGUUAGAUGGUGUACCGGCAAAAAUAAUCGCCAUGAUCAAGGCCUAUUAUCGCUCCACUCCUGCGAAAGUCCUGGUCCGCAAAAAUCCUUCCCAACCGUCUGGUAUUCGGUCUGACGUUCGACGGGGUUGGAUCCGGUCACCUAUUCUGUUCAACUAUCCUAUUGACGGGAUCCUCGAGAGGGCCGUACAUGAGGGUGAUGGCGUUGAGUUUGCACCCGGACACCGACUGACUGAACUCAGCUAUGCCGAUGAUGUCGUCUUACUUGCUUCAAGUUUUGGUGAUCUGCAGUCUAUGGUGUCACGGGUGAAUGAGAAAGCUAAAUCGGUCGAUUUAUCCAUAAACGCUGGUAAGACUAAAGCGUUUUCUGAUUGCAUCCCUGACCAGGAGAAGGCUCCCCUCGGGAUUAAUGGCUGUCAACUUGAAGAAGUGGACAGUUUUAAAUACCUCAGGACGAGGCUGCUGCCUAAUGGACAGAAUAAGGACGACAUUGUCUCCCGAAUCGAUGCUGCCCGCUAG
Molecule: messenger RNA, 522 nt
Organism: Spirometra erinaceieuropaei
Lineage: Eukaryota; Metazoa; Platyhelminthes; Cestoda; Diphyllobothriidea; Diphyllobothriidae
Source: the annotation of a GenBank genome assembly